AUGCACACGCGCGCAGGCGGCACGCUGACAGACCUGGUGGCCAGCCGGUGGGAGUCUGCGUUGGAGCGCGGGGGUCUGCACCUGGAGGAGGCAGAGGCGCGCUUCUUCUUCCGCCAGUUUGUGAGCGCGGUGGAGUACUGCCACGGCAACAGGGUCGCGCACAGAGACCUAAAGCUGGAUAAUACGCUGCUGGACGGCCCGCUGGCGGCCCCGCACAUCAAGCUCUGCGACUUUGGCUUUGCGCGGCAGUGGGGCCCAGACGGCAGCGGCGACAUGCACACGGCGCUCGGCACGCCGGCUUACAUGAGCCCCCAGAUUUUGGGGUCCAAGUAUGGAAACCAGGGCUUUGACGGCGCCGCGGCCGACGUGAGCGGGGGCGCGGCGGCCGCGGCAUGGGGGCGUGGGUCUGCCGGCAGCGCGCCGGGGGGAUUCAACGUGUGGGCGAGCGGCAUCAUGCUAUUCGUGAUGCUGUUCGGCUGCUUCCCAUUUGAGCACGACAAGCACAAGGACCCAAACAGCGAGGAGGCGCACCUGGAGGUGCGCAUGGCUCAGGAGAAGCUGUCGUGGCGCGACAACCACUGCGCGAGCGCAGCCAUAAGCCGCGGCGUCCUCAGCGUGGAGUGCGCAGACCUGCUGGAUAAGCUGCUGGCCAAGGAUGAGUCCAAACGCAUGGGCAUCGACCGUGUCAAGGCCCACCCCUGGCUCAAACAGCCGCUGGCGAGCGAGGCGCACGCCGUGGCCUGGGACAGGCUGCAGUCUGAGGAGAGCGAGCGGAGGGCGACGUGCCAGCAGCCGCGCGCGGCUGCGCAGGACGCGCGGCCGGGCGGGGGCGGGCUCGUGUGGCGGCUGCCGCUGGUCGUGUGGGCCCCGGACGAGGCCCUGCGCGUGCCGCUGCCCGAGCUGCAGGUCGCGGCGGGGGCUCUCAUCAAGCAGCUUCAGGCCAGCCAGGGCGGCUCGAAGCCGCGCCUCGGCGCGCUGUGCAAGCGGAUGAGCUGGCCGAUGGCGCCAGGCGCGAGCAACAGCGCGUGCGGCGCGUCGGCAAUCGCCGGGUUGUGA
Messenger RNA from Monoraphidium neglectum, 1056 nucleotides. Its product is annotated as Serine/threonine-protein kinase SRK2C. Gene Ontology annotation, molecular function: ATP binding; protein serine/threonine kinase activity. Lineage: Eukaryota; Viridiplantae; Chlorophyta; Chlorophyceae; Sphaeropleales; Selenastraceae. Gene Ontology annotation, biological process: protein phosphorylation; intracellular signal transduction. The record is from RefSeq and is a predicted model, not a curated record. The coding region runs from base 1 to 1056 and encodes 351 amino acids. The transcript is spliced from 7 exons.